AUGUCAUUCUUAAAUUUUGAAUUAAAAUAAAACACUCAUGAUUACGAAAAGGAUAAAUUAGGUCCAGAUAAAACUUCCAAUAUGAUCAAUCCUAAAUAAGGCUCAAAUAGCGAAAUUUAAUUUUAUUCCGAACUAAGUGUUAUAGAUAGCAGUAGGCCAGUGCAAUAGUCUAGCCUAAUAAGACCUUUAGCAUAAAUAAAAAAAGAAUCCUCAGGGAGAUAACUGAAAUUUAAUAAUUCAUAGAAAACUGUUAAAAUUGAGUAAAGUGGCAACAAGAUUUCCAAUUUUCGUAAAGUGAUCCAUCAGAAUGAAGAAACCAUAAAGGUUGUUUAAACUAAAUUUUUGAAUAAGUUAUUAGAGGCAGCAAAUAUAUGGAGAAAAGAUAUAUUCGAUUACAAUAAGGAAGUUAUCAAUAAUAUAUUUUCUUAUGACACAAAGGAGUAAAAUAAUGGAGAAAUCAUUAAUUCUCAUUAGGGAAUUUUAAGCCUAAAAAUUGAAGUCCUAUUACCUACGUAACUCUUCGUAAAAAUUUGGGAUUUGAUGGCAAUAAUAAUAAUUGCGAUUACAUUAUGGUUUUCCUCAUUCGUAGCUACAUUUGACUUAUUUUAGAAUAACUUCUACAAAAUCGUAAUUUACAUAUUCAUCACAUUCUUUUUUAUAGAUGCUUUUAUAAUCUGUCAUAAGGCUAUCAUUUUACAGGGAGAAUUGAUGUUAGAUAAGAGAAUUAUAAUUCAAUAAUAUAUAAAAGGCCAUAUUUAUGGAGAUAUCAUAAAUUGUUUAAUUUGGAUAAUUUAACUAUCUCAUAUUGAUGAUAUGCAUGCAAGACAAUUGCUCUCAUUGAUCUAGACAGUUUUUAUAAUCAUUAAAUUAUACAGUCGUUUAAACAAUUAUAUCGAUUGUUUAUACAUGAGUGGCAGUUUGAGUGAGUUGAUCGAUUUGAUCAUCUUGAUCAAUUACAUAUUCUUUUGUGUUCAUAUAUUUGCAUGUUAUUGGACAUACAUAGGAUUUGCAACAGAAGAUGAAGGCAUCAAUUGGCUAAUAAAAAACUCAGUUGAAAAUAAGGGACAUUGGGUUUAGUACAAUACAGCAAUGUAUUGGGCAACAAUGACAAUGGUAACAGUUGGAUAUGGAGAUGUGACAGCUGGAAACUAGUAUGAAAUUUUGUAUUCCAAUUUCGCUAUGUUUAUCAGUAGUUUAGUAUUUGCAUAUUCAAUGAAUUCAAUUGGAAUCAUUAUUAAGAACAUCUAAGUGUCAUCAAGUUUCUACAAGAAAAACUUAAUCUUAAUGAACACGUAUAUGAAAAAUAAUCUUGUUUCAGAUUCCAUUUAAAAUAGAGUGAGAAACUUCCUGAAAUAUUAAGCAGAAAAUAAUUAAUAAGCUAAUACACAAGACAUUCAUAAUAUUAUUGAUGAUUUUCCACCUUUACUUUAGGAUGAAUUAAAAUAAGAUAUUAAACUGAGAAUACUCAAAUAAAUUAAACUAUUUGAUAUCUUUUCAGAGAAAAUCAAGUAUGCUGUUGCAAACAAACUGGAAUAUGGUUCAUGCAUUCCUAAUGAUGUGUUAUUUGAUAAUUAGAUCAAUAAUGACAAUUCUCUAUAUUUCAUAGAGAAAGGAGAAGUGAUCAUUUAAGAGAGUGUGACUAAGAAGUAAUUGGAAACGUUUAAAUCAGGGGAUUGUUUUGGCCAAUACUAAUUUUUUACUAAUAGUUCUUUACCAAUAAGAGCAGUGAGUCAGACCUUUACAUAGAUCUAUAAGAUAUCUAGAAGUGAUUUCUUAAAGGUUUUGAAUACUAGUUCAAUCGAUUUUGAAACUUAUCAUAAUAUAAAAGAUAAGUUGCUUCACAGUCAGGAAAUGAGCAUUAUAAAUUAGAAAUGUAACAUUUGUUCUUCAUUUACUCACAUAAAUGUGUUUUGUCCUAAGAUUAGUUAUAGGCCAGAUUUAGAGAGAUUGAUUAAGUCAGAGUACUUUUUGAAAUAAGAGAGGAGAUAAAUCACUAGAAUAGAUAGAUAAAAAAUAAAUUCAUUAGGAGAUUAUGAGAACAUACUGAUUUCAGUAAAUGAAUAUCAGAAACAGGAGUUUAAUCUGUAAACUUAAAACAAUAAUGAGAAAACAUCUUAAGAUCAAAGUGAUAGUUAACUCCACUAAAAUAAAAAAAAUAAUUAAUCUAGUUUAUAACAAUUAGCACGUUAAUAGAGUGAUUAAUGUAAACUAAUUUAAUUAUAUUAUCUUAGAGAAUUUCAUCACUUAAAAUUCCUUAGGAUCAUAGUUAGUUAAACAACAAUCAAAAUAGUUUUUUAUUUAAAAGUCUAGAGAAAUAUAAAAUCUUGA
This is a messenger RNA of Paramecium tetraurelia, 2328 nucleotides long. RefSeq lists its product as uncharacterized. The record is from RefSeq and is a predicted model, not a curated record. Gene Ontology annotation, molecular function: monoatomic ion channel activity. Gene Ontology annotation, biological process: monoatomic ion transport; transmembrane transport. Lineage: Eukaryota; Ciliophora; Oligohymenophorea; Peniculida; Parameciidae. The transcript is spliced from 5 exons. Gene Ontology annotation, cellular component: membrane.